Messenger RNA from Sorex fumeus (smoky shrew), 6927 nucleotides. RefSeq names its product inositol polyphosphate-4-phosphatase type II B (gene INPP4B). The record is from RefSeq and is a predicted model, not a curated record. Gene Ontology annotation, molecular function: phosphatidylinositol-3,4-bisphosphate 4-phosphatase activity. Gene Ontology annotation, cellular component: cytoplasm. The coding region runs from base 119 to 2890 and encodes 923 amino acids. Lineage: Eukaryota; Metazoa; Chordata; Mammalia; Eulipotyphla; Soricidae. The transcript has 23 exons.
CGAGUGGAUAUCAGAUCUUGAAUGUGAAGAUCCAUCUGAGUUUCACCAAGAGUCAUCGGCAUCAUCGGCAGUGCAUUCGGGCACAAACCUGUGGAAGACUAAACUGAGAAGGUGAAUCAUGGAAAUCAAAGAGGAAGGCACUUCAGAAGAAGGCCAGCACUUUCUUCCCACCCCCCAAGCAAAUGAUCCAGUCGAGUUUCAGUUCACUAGUAUUCAGAAGACUCCAAAUGAACCACAGUUGGAAUUCAUCCUUGCCUGCAAGGAUCUGGUGGCUCCCGGCCGGGAUCGCAAGCUGAAUACCCUAGUGCAGAUCUCGGUGAUCCACCCCGCCGAGCAGGGGCUCAGCAGAUACUCCAGCACGGAAAUUGUAGAGGGAACAAGGGACCCACUGUUCUUGACUGGUGUCACAUUCCCGUCUGAGUAUCCCAUCUAUGAAGAGACCAAGAUAAAGCUGACAGUGUAUGAUGUCAAGGAUAAGUCUCAUGACACUGUUCGAACCUGUGUCCUCCCUGAACAUAAGGAUCCCCCAGCAGAGGUUGGGCGAAGUUUCCUGGGCUGUGCCAGUUUUAAAGUGGGGGACCUGCUGAAGUCCAAGGAUCAGCUUCUGGCUCUGAACCUCAGAACUUCAGAUGGUGGCAAGGUUGUUGGCACCAUAGAAGUCAGUGUCGUGAAGAUGGGGGAGAUUGAGGAUGGGGAAGCCGACCACAUCACGACAGAUGUGAAGGGACCAAAGUGCUCACUGGUGUGUGAAUGUACCGCUCCCGAAAGUAUGAAUGGAAAGGAUCACUUACCUUUUUUGAAUGCAGUGCUAAAGAACCCGGUGUGUAAGUUAUAUAGAUUUCCCACAUCUGACAAUAAGUGGAUGCGGAUUCGGGAGCAGAUGUCUGAGAGUAUCCUUUCUUUCCAUAUUCCUAAGGAAUUGAUCGCUCUUCACAUUAAAGAGGAUUCGUGUAGAAAUCAAGAAUUGAAAGAACUUGGUGAGCUUUCUCCACACUGGGACAAUCUACGGAAAAAUGUCCUCACUCACUGUGAUCAGAUGGUGACGAUGUACCAGGACAUUCUGUCAGAACUGAGCAAAGAAACAGGGUCUUCUUUUAAAUCAAGCAGCAGCAAAGGAGAGAAAACGUUAGAAUUUGUUCCAGUCAAUCUACAUCUGCAAAGAAUGCAAGUCCACAGCCCUCACUUGAAAGAUGCUCUCUACGACGUGAUCACCGUGGGCGCGCCAGCUGCCCAUGUUCAGGGAUUUAAGAAUGGGGGUCUUCGGAAGCUUCUCCACAGAUUUGAAACCGAAAGAAGAAAUACUGGAUAUCAGUUUAUUUACUAUUCACCUGAAAAUACAGCCAAAGCAAAAGAAGUUCUCAGCAACAUCAAUCAGCUACAACCCCUGAUCGCAACCCACGCAGACCUACUGCUUAAUUCUGCAAGCCAGCACUCACCAGACAGCCUGAAGAAUUCUUUAAAGUUGCUUUCAGAAAAAACAGAGCUUUUCGUACACGCCUUCAAGGAUCAGCUGGUCAGAAGUGCUCUUUUAGCACUCUACACUGCCAGACCGGGCGGGGUCCCAAAGAAGCCCCCUUCUCCAAAGGACCUGACUGUGGAGAGUGACCCGCAGGAACCUCCCCCACCCAUGAAAAGGCAAGACUCCAUCCCACACCACUCCGACUAUGACGAGGAAGAGUGGGAUAGGGUGUGGGCCAAUGUGGGAAAGAGCCUGAACUGCAUUAUCGCUAUGGUGGACAAGCUCAUUGAAAAAGAUGGAGGCCAUGAAAGCAGCAGUGGCAAAGAUGGAGAAAAGGACCCUUCCUCUGUGGAUGGCACCGCAGCUCAACCCAAGGAGGACUGGUACGAGCAGCUGUACCCCCUCGCCCUGACCCUGAAGGACAGCAUGGCAGAGGUGGUGAACAGAGCCAAGCAGUCGCUGACCUUCGUGCUCCUGCAAGAGCUGGCCUACAGCCUGCCCCAGUGCCUCAUGCUCACCCUGAGGAGAGACAUUGUCUUCAGCCAGGCACUUGCUGGAUUGGUUUGUGGUUUUAUCAUCAAGUUACACACAAGUUUGCAUGACCCCAGCUUCCUCCAGCAGCUUUACACGGUGGGACUGCUAGUGCAGUAUGAAGGCCUGCUGAGCACUUACAGUGAUGAAAUCGGAAUGCUAGAAGACAUGGCUGUUGGCAUUUCCGACUUGAGGAAAGUCACAUUUAAAAUAAUCGAAGCCCAGUCCAAUGAUGUCUUACCCAUGAUAACAGGGAGGCGUGAACAUUAUGUGGUAGAGGUCAAGCUUCCAGCCCGCAUGUUUGAGUGUCUGCCUUUACAGAUUAAAGAAGGACAGCUGCUCCAUGUCCAUCCAGUUCUUUUUAAUGUGGGAAUCAACGAACAGCAGACUCUUGCUGAGAGGUUUGGAGAUGUCUCUUUGCAGGAAACUAUUAACCAGGAGAAUUUUGAGCUUCUGAAAAAAUACUGCACAAUAUUUAUGGAAAAGAUGCCCCCUGAAUUCAUUUCGCAUUUUCAAGAACAAAAUGAUUUAAAAGGAUUACUAGAAAAUCUCCACCAAAAUAUCCAAGCCAAAAAAAGGAAGAAUGUAGAAAUCAUGUGGCUGGCUGCAACGAUUUGUCGCAAGCUGAAUGGAAUCCGUUUCACCUCUUGUAAAAGUGCCAAAGACAGGACGUCCAUGUCGGUGACGCUGGAACAGUGUUCCAUCUUGAGAGAUGAGCACCAGCUACACAAGGACUUCUUUGUCCGAGCGCUGGAUUGUAUGAGAAGAGAAGGAUGCCGGAUAGAGAAUGUUCUGAAGAAUAUCCAAUGCAGAAAGUAUGCUUUCAACAUGCUGCAACUGAUGGCUUUCCCCAAGUACUACCGACCACCAGAGGGGACUUACGGAAAAGCUGACACCUGAGUUUCCAUCCUGUAAAUAAACAGGGACACAUACACGCUGCAGUUGAAUAACCUCCUAACCUCUCCCUUUUAUUUAAAAAAUCGUCAUAAAUUUGUGAAACAGGGCGAUCAGGGAUAUUUUCCUCUCCCCACAUAGGAAUCACUGCAUUGGCAGGACACUCCUUUGAAAAUAGCCCCUUUUUAAAACUUUCCAAGAUUGUGUCUUGAGUACUCAACUCUCUGUAUUCAUCUUCAGCGGCUGAGAUCAACUCAGAAGUGUGCGUUUCAUUCAGUGAGGCCUGUCUGUGACAUUUUGAGAAAAUAGCCCUACUCUGAUACAACGAGGCAUAGCAUAGCAUUCAUGCCUCCCUCAGGGCAAGUACAGGAGAGUGCCAAGGUCGGAUAGGUAACCCAGACCUCCCUGGUGGCAUUUGACAUCGAUGACUCUAGGGAACAGAAGUUUGGACUCUGACCAUGGAAGCCACUUCCGAUGUGUUUCUAAGGACUUUGAGCCUUCAAUCAAGAUGGGACAGUUUGUCCUGAGCAGGCAGGCAGAGGACCUAACCAGGCUGAUUGUGUGAUGUCAGUAUUUUUCAGAAACUUGGUAUCUUUUCCAAAUUUAGUCCCAGGGUUAGAGGGCCCAGCUCUGCAAGUUGCUCUCCAGAUGGUUCAAUAGUGCAAAAGUGCAAAAGACAAAAGGGGAGAGGAAUGGCCAGGAAGUUCAAGAUGAACAACUUGUACAUCCCAAAUGAAAGUCGGUGUCAGUCUGCACUUCACAUAGUACAGCUCCUGAAAGGCCGUUGCUAUCUUUACAGAGUUUUCCCACAGUCACUGGGGCAUAACAGACCUAAUGUCAGUUUGUCUGUCUGACAUAGCGAGAUGUCAGUAUGGGUGGGUGAACCACUCAAAAUGCAUACUGCCAGAGUUCAGGACAAACCUAUGUGAUUAUUCCUGUUAACUCGAAUUUUACAUUUAUGUCCACUCAAUAAAAUAAUACUCUUGUCCACCUAAUACCCCCUCACCAUAUUCAAAACUGCUAUGGAAAUAUGCUCAUGUAGCACCAUUCUAAAUGAGUAAGUUGAGAAGGAAUGCUACAUCCUCAGGUAGCUGGGUAAAUUCAGAGUCACAACGAUCCCAGUCUCUUUAACCUUUCAGACUUCGGUUCGUCUCUUCUUCAAAUUGUCAUGGUAGAGCUGGUGGAGAGGUUCAGCCUUGCAUGUGUGAGGUUCUGGGUUCAAUCCCUGGCAUGACAAGAAGCAAACCAGAAAAAAAUAAAAAAGCAGAAUGUAACUGCUAUAUCCGGUUGGAGUGAAAUGUGAGGACAAGCCCUGUUAGCUAAGUAGAAAUUGGUAAUUUAUCACUAGAAUUGAAAAUUAGACAAGAAAGGCUUGUGUAAUUGAAACAGCUUUCCUCCAAAUUUUAAUAAUUUUUAAGAACUUCAUCUUCCAACUCUCUGAAAAGGUAAACUUUAACAAUUGGAAGUCUGUAUUCCAGGGUGGGCAUCUUCCUGGUAAAUGCCAGGGGCAUUUGCUUAGAUUCCCCUUAAAACGAGCACAUUCAGUGAUGAUUUGCUGGGACUUUCCAUAACUAAUGUGAUAAUACUUCUUGGCUUUUGAGAUAAGGGUUCUAGACGAAAGUCAGAACUCGUGGGGAUUUUUAAAUUACUAAAUCUCAGGUGUCUCUUUGGGGCUUUCGUACUAGUAUCAUCUAUCAUUAUAAUUAAUGACUGGUGAACAUUACACUUGAGAGGGAUGCCAAACUAUUCACAAGCCUUUGCUUGCAAAGAUUCUUUGUGGAAGGAUCUAUUCGCAGAUAGCCUCAUGGUGGUAUUCUCUUUUAUACCACAUUAUCCAUUUCAAUAUAAUCUGCGAGUUACCUACUUUCAUUUGAAAUGGCAGGACUUGUGGCUGUUUUCAUUGUGUAAGUUGAUUUAAGAUAAAGAGGUUGGUAUAACUGAGAUGUCCUUGAAUAACCAUGAAGCCUAAUUCAGUGUGUUGAAUAGUAUUCUGAGCUCCAAGAGACCAAAAUAAUUGAUUCUCCAGUAAACACUCUCACAAAACCUAAGUAAUGAAACCUUUUGGCUCAAAUAUGGAAAAAGCAUUCAUUCAUUAGAAAGUCAACAGGAUUUUUUUAACUAAAACAGUCCUUAAAUAAAUACUUACAUAUUGAAAGUUCCAAAGGGUAGCAUUGUAAUAUGAUUACAUGCACACAUACACAUUUGGUUUUAUUAGCAUAGUCAAAAACUUCUCCUGCAAAAAAAAACCCUAUUUUUGUGCAUUCUUUUUUAUGAGCCUCACCCUACUAUUCUGGGUACCCCGGAACCACCCUUGGUGAUACUCAGCCCAAUAGUGCUAGGGGAUUACCAAGAUCACCUCAGCAGUAUAUAAAAACUAGGAAGAAAAGUUAGCUCAACUGGAGUAUCACAAAACACAUGCUUAGUGAUCCAUUUUGAAGUUGAUAAUUGUUUGCAUUUGCUACAUGCGGAAAGGAAAUAACAGAUAGCAGUGUCCAGAUUCUAAUAAAUAUGACUCAGUUGGAACCUGUUUGAUUAAACAAAGUAAGGCAGUCAGCUAACUCAUCACAGAUGAUUUCCGAGCAGGGCACUCUGUCACUUGCUUAGUUCAAUAGACAGACCACCUUUGUAAUCUUUUAGGAAAUAAACUAACUUUUAUCACAGGUUUAAGAAACUGGGGAGAAAAAUUUACCUCAGCAAUUCCUGAGGGAAGCAAUCUUAUUGAAACAAGAUAUCAGUAGCUGGGGGUGGAGGGGUGGAGGGGUUACAAAUUAGGGCCUGCUGAAAGUCUUUCCUUUCAGAAAGAUCUGGAGUUGACUGCCAGACAAAUUUAUCAUGAAUUUGCGUUCUGUGUAACCCAGCUGCAGUGGGGAAAGCCGUGCUCUUCAAUGUUUAUGUUUCACUAUCUUAUGAAGCCUCAAUAUCUAUUGUAUGUUUUGUUCCUGUGUCAGUUUUAAGUUAGAACUUUCUAUCCAAACAGAUGGUACUACUACGGCAGAAACUGUCUUUAAGAGUAGGAAAAUAAAAUUAAUGUUUUCAAUAAAAUACCGAAGAUAAAAUUAAUGCUUUCAAUUAAAAAAAUGAGGAGUUAAGGUAUGGAAACUUGGAUUUUGACUUUGAGUCUAGCAUGUAUUCUGUACUCUUCAGGUUUCAUAUCUAAGCAAGAAAAAGAAGUCUAGAGCUAAAUUUAGACUAAUUUAAGUCUACAUCUAAAUUUUUUAUAUAGAAGAAUCAAAGUGUGUGUGGUCACUAGUAACAAGGAGGAAGUUGGAAAGAUUGUUUGACAGCAAAACAAAACAGGGCACACAACCCUGAGCUUGAAUCCUAAUCUAUUCCAUGAAUACAUGAUUUUUACAUUUAAAGAGGAAGAUCAGACUCACAGUUUCGUGCCUCAGAAGAUGAAAAUUGAGGGAGAGAAGACAGUACAGAAGACUCUUUCUCCUAAACUGUGUCUUCCUUGUAUUUUAGUGCAUACGGUUCUUGAAAAUUUUCUACUUGCACAUUCACUCUAGGAGUAAAUUUAUAAUCGAAAAAUUGUCUAAACUACUCUAAGGUCACAAAAGAGCACAAUCCAACAAUGCAUCUAUGAUAUAAUUAACAAUAAUGAACCAAAUAUUGGCAGGAUUACCACGUCAUCUGUGACAUUCUUGUGGUGCUUUUUAAUAUCCCUAUCAAUAUUUUAAAAUAUUCCACAUUAAGGAACUUUCAAGCUUUUCGAACUCUGUAUUUCUAGAGCUGUAUAGACUUCUGCUUCACUGCCCCUUUGUACACGUUUAUUUCUCAUGUCAAUAUUUUAUUAUUUUAUUUAACCUUACAUUGAAUUUUCAAACCCUGUGGUACUUAUGUAAAACAUUGGCACUUGUUUUUUAUAUGAAAUAUAUGUUCUGAACCAAUAGUUUGUAUUCCUAGAAAAACAAGACACAAGUAGGUUAGAUAAUUUGAUAUUGGCAUAAAGAAAUAUCAUUUUGUUUUACUGUUCUGUGUAAACCAUAUCCAUUGUACACUGUGUGUAUAUUUUUGUUUAAAUAAAUGUGAUUUUUAUUUUU